AUGUUAAGUCCAGGAAUUAUUUUGAAUAUCUGUAAGGACGGCGCCACGCCGGACGUGCUGUAUCUACAGGCGCACCAGGCCAAGUCGAUUCCCGAGGCUACGGGAGAGCGUUUGAGAUUGAUGCUGAACGAUGGACAAUAUGCUAUCAAUGGUGUGUUCAAGCCUAGCGAGGCCCAGAACGCCAUUGAGAACUUCAAAAGAUACUGUAUUUUGAAGAUCACGCAGUAUGAGAUCACUCCAACAAACAACGGCAAGAUCUUCCUUGUUGUUGACCGUGCCGAGGUUGCUGAGCAGGGUGAGAAGUCGGAGAUCAAGUACGAGAGUCUUGACGACUAUUUGAAAGAGCACCCUGAGGACAACAAUUUGCUCAAGGGCCAGGCUCAGGCCAGAGACAAUACGAUGACUCCGUCUCCUGCGGCCACUCUUCCUAAAAAGAGCGCAUCGCGUCCUCCUCCAAAGUACCAGAACCUGUACUCCAUUGAUCAGCUGUCGCCAUACCAGAACUCGUGGACCAUCAAGGCCAGAGUUUCUUUUAAGGGCGACAUGAAGCACUGGUCCAACCAGAGAGGAGACGGAAAGCUGUUCAACGUGAACCUGUUGGACGAGACCGGAGAGAUCAGAGCCACUGCUUUCAACCAGGUUGCAGACAAGUUCUGGGACAUUUUGGAGGAGAACAAGGUUUUCUACAUCAGUAAGGCGUCGAUGCAGAUGGCAAAGCCUCAAUUCUCGAACCUCAAACACCAGUACGAGCUGCAGUUCGAUAAAGAUACUAUGGUGGAGCCGUGCGAGGACGAUUCCGACGUUCCAAAGCUGAACUUUGACUUUACUUCUCUCGACAAGGUCCAGAGCUUGGAGACUGGCGCCGUGAUCGACGUCAUUGGUGUCUUGAAAGACGUGAAGGAGAAACAGGAGAUUGUUGCCAAGUCGACCGGUAAGCCGUUCGACAGAAGAGACGUUGUUUUGGUGGACAAGACUGGAUUUGCCGUGAACGUUGGUCUUUGGAACAAGCACGCGCGUGAGUUCAACGUUUCUGUUGGCUCCGUGGUGGCAUUCAAAGGUGCCAGAGUGCAGGAUUUCGGCGGAAAGAGUUUGUCGCUGAUUCCAGCUGCUACCAUCGUUGUGAACCCAGACAUUGAAGAAGCUUACAAGGUCAAAGGAUGGUACGACGCACAGGGCGCCAACCAGUCCUUCAAGACCAUCACUGCCGACUCUGGUUCUGGCUCCAACAAUGAGCUCAACUCCAGACAGUCCAUCCUGGACCGCAAGACUAUCAAACAGGCCCAGGACGAGAGACUGGGAAUGAAGGACAAACCGGACUUUUUCAACAUCAAGGCCACCAUCUCGUUUAUUAAGACAGACAACUUCUGCUACCCAGCCUGUCCGAACGAUGGCUGCAACAAGAAGUUGCUCGAGCAAGAUAAUGGUACCUGGAGAUGCGAGAAGUGCAACAUCAACCACGCAGAGCCUAACUAUAGAUACAUUUUGACGGUGUCUGUGGUAGACGAAACAGGCCAGAUGUGGCUGACGCUCUUCGACGAACAGGCCAACCAGCUGCUUGGACUUUCUGCUCUGGAGUUUUUGAAACUCAAGAACGACGCUGAGGACCCAAGCAUCGAGAGUGUUGGCGAGAACGCGCUGAAAACUUUCAUCAACGAAAACGUCUCUUUCAAGGAGGUGUUGCUCAGAAUCCGUGGAAAAGUUGACAGCUACCAGGGCCAGGACAGAGCACGGUUCUCUGUGGCCAAGAUCGCCAAAGUGGACUUCCUUGCCGAGUGUGACGCGCUGGUGGAAGUUCUUAGUGGCUACGCUUUGUAA
Messenger RNA from Ogataea philodendri, 1815 nucleotides. RefSeq lists its product as uncharacterized. The transcript has a single exon. Gene Ontology annotation, biological process: DNA recombination; DNA repair; DNA replication. Gene Ontology annotation, cellular component: nucleus. The record is from RefSeq and is a predicted model, not a curated record. Lineage: Eukaryota; Fungi; Ascomycota; Pichiomycetes; Pichiales; Pichiaceae. Bases 1 to 1815 code for a protein of 604 amino acids. Gene Ontology annotation, molecular function: DNA binding.